Molecule: messenger RNA, 9349 nt
Organism: Paramisgurnus dabryanus
Lineage: Eukaryota; Metazoa; Chordata; Actinopteri; Cypriniformes; Cobitidae
Gene: hivep2b
Product: HIVEP zinc finger 2b
Biological process (GO): regulation of transcription by RNA polymerase II
Cellular component (GO): nucleus
Molecular function (GO): RNA polymerase II cis-regulatory region sequence-specific DNA binding; DNA-binding transcription factor activity, RNA polymerase II-specific
Source: RefSeq, a predicted model, not a curated record
CUACAAAUUAAUAAAUGAAAUGAAAUUAAUAAAAUAAAUAAAUGUUUCCUUAAGUUUAUACAUGUAUGUUUGUAUUUAUGCACACAAUACACCCACAAAUAUAUUAUGCAAACACAAACUUUUAUUUUGUAUGCGAUUAAUCGUGAUUCAUCUUUUGACAGCCCUAAUAUAUACAUAAUUAUUAUACACGUAUAUGAACAAAAACUUUUAUUCUGCAAACUAUAUCUUGGCAUUGUAAGCAACUUAAUUUUUUUAUAUAAAAUUAUUGGUAGUUUCAUGCAUCUUUAUUUAAGCUCAAAGCAUAUCGGAUCCCACGCCCCCCCAAGGGAACCACUGGUAUACAUUAUCAAAGUUUACAUCUUAGUAUAAUGUACGACAAUUAACUACAACUUGUUAUGCUGUAGAAAAUCCUAAAACUUCAAAUGUGUUACCUGUUAAGGUGUGAUGUGACUUUUCUUAGUGAUUUAAUGUAAGAUUUUCCCAUUGACUUUCUAUAAAGGAGGAGCCAAUAUCUACUAUUUCCAUUGGGCCCAGUUACCAAUCCUCUAGCAAGGCCCUCACAUCCACCCAGACCACACAAGUAUCACGACAGCGAGUUUAUCAUUCCCUACAUUCCCUUCAUGAAAUGUCUAAAUAUUCACAUUGUACUGCACGUCACCCUAUAAAUAAAUCCACACCACAGACGGUCACUAAACAGUGAAGAAGACUCAAGCACAUCGAUCGAUCGAUCGGUAUGGCGUCCGCAGGUGUGAUAUUCUAAGCUAAUGUCCUUGGUGCCUUGUGUCUGUGUUCAUCUUCCAAAGCAGAUUCCCUCUGGCUUUCCCUCCCUUCCUGUGUGCCGGGAUCGUGGCGCUCCGGUGUGAGCAGAAAUCUAUUUCUGUCCGUGUAUAUUCCUCUCCAGCCGCAGUCAUUGCCAGCAGCGUGUUGUCACGGUGAUGGACGUCUCCACCGGCCUCCCUCCACCAAUCAACACGCAAGUGUUUAUGCCAAGAAACAUGAUCAUUUUCCAUUUACUUCCCACUGCUCGAGUGAGUACGAGUAUUGUGGCAGAGCCUAACAGAGAGCAGUCGGUAUAAAAUAAGACUCUUGGCACUCACACGUUGAGGAUGAGAAAUUUGUCCUGUUCCUGCCACUGGACCUGACCCGGCAAGCUUGAGAAAGCCUUCAAAUCCAUCACAAUUUCUCGGACAGAGACAAUGAUGACGUUGGCAGUUUGCCUUCAGAAACACCCUGCUCAGGUCAUGAUGACUUGUAGUCGCCAGUCUUAAGCUUAUAUAGAGAUGGAGACCAUUUUUAAACAACUGGACUGAAGUAUACUUUUGAACAUGUGGAAGAGAUAACUCCACUGUUUUCUGAAAAUUAUGCUGUUGGACUGACUGUUGUUCAAUCACAGGAAAUUAUUUAUUGUGCUGAAGGAUUAACCCUGUUAAGAGUGUCCAUUGAUAAAGAAAACAACCUUUCAUCAACGUAACGUGAUGUUGGUUAUGACAAAACUAAGGCAAUGUAGCAACUGAAGUUAACAAAGAGACAUACUGACUAUGGAGGCUAACAAAUCCUCCAGUAAUGCAGAGCGAUCCAAGCAGACGGUCAGUUUUAAAGAUGACAAAAAACACUUGUCAUUUGAGAUGACACAAAGACUCCAAUCCUCUGGCUCAGAGGACAAAAUAAGAGUGGCAGAUCAACCUCAGACAGCUGCUGAAAGUUCAUCUGCUGGUAUGGAGUCACAGGCCCUCCCUUCAGGAAGUACUCUUACCUCAAAAUCUGGAGAACAGUGUCACGUUCGUCUCAGGAGAAAGACCAUUUCUCUCCCGAACAAACAGUAUCUUCAAUCGGAAUAUGAUCUUCAGCUGUCCGAGGGCCCGCAUAGAAAAGAGCAGAAAUCUGGGAAGACUGGAAAAUAUGUAUGCCAGUAUUGUGGAAGAGCUUGCGCCAAACCCAGCGUGUUGAAGAAGCACAUCCGUUCUCAUACAGGUGAGCGGCCGUAUCCGUGUAUCCCUUGUGGUUUUUCAUUUAAAACCAAGAGCAACCUGUACAAACACAGAAAAUCUCACGCCCAUGCAGUGAAAGCCGGGUCGGUUCCGUAUUCGGAACAAGACAGCAAGCAUGCAGAUGAAGAGUUGACAGCCGGGGAAGGUGAGAUGCACUCCGAUGCAGAGCAGAGUACUGAUACCGAUGAAGAGGCCACAGAGGAUUUGUCUUUGGAUACCACAAUCCAUAACAAAGAUACAGAUAUUUUCAUUACAGAAAAGAGUAAAAAAGCAGCAAAAAAAGACGAUGUGUUGCUCUCCACCCCAAGUUCACUCAAAAAGGAAACUACAUCAUCGGGAAAAGUGUCUUUGUGGCAGUUUCGAGAAAUGAUGGCACCGCCAGCGAUUGCUCAGGUGGACCAAAUGGUGGAGUUCGCCACCAUCAAGAAAAGAUUGGCACUCAGGCUGUCAGAGAAGAAAAGUCAAGACUCUGAACAGUCUCUUUCUCUGCCCAGUUCUUACAGUAAGGGUAGCACCGAUUCCGGAUACUUCUCGCGUUCCGAGAGUGCCGAACAACAGUUCAACCCGGCAAGUGCGAGUGCCAAGUCCUAUCAAGAAAUCAUGUUUGGAAAAUGUUAUAAACCGACUGCCAGACCAAAGCAAUCAAUCACCGUACAGACCUGUAUGACGGACAUAAAUGAAGCCACGUCAAGUUUCAUGAUAAAACUAAACAAAAGCACUAAGCCAGGUGAUCUAGAAUCCUGUGUACAUCGGAGCAAAAAAGACCUUGUUCGAUCGUUAAAAAUUGAUUCUUUGCAAGAGGAAGAUUACCAAGAUCCUGAUAUGUAUCAAGGUAGCACAGAUCUUUUGGAAACGCCAUUAGAGAGUGGCAUGUUCUUACGCAGCAACUCUCUUCCAACGUCAUCUAAUUCAAAUCUGAAUGCGCCACAAGGACUAAGAAGCAGUAAUUCAUUCGAUGAAAGAAUGACAGGUGCUGAUGUCACUUACCGGGGGGCGGUGGGUAUAAGAAGACUCAUGCGUCAAACUGCGUUUGAACACUCAGCUAAUGAGGGACAUGGGGAAUCAGACUGUUACACUCACCUGGCUUGUAGCCUGAAAUCUGAGUUAAAAAUUGGCACUGAAAGCUAUCAAGAAACUGAGUCAUGGCCAGUCUCCCAAAGCCAAAUGUCAGAAACAUCCACAAGAAAACGAAGAAAAGACAAAAGUGUUAUGGAGGAAGAAGAUUCUCAAAGUCAAGGGUCUCUAAACAUAUCUAAGAUGAAGGAAAGUGCUUUAGAUACUGGCUUCUCUGAUACUGAGAGAAGAGCUGGCAGCAAUGUUAUCUCAGUAAUUCAGCAUACGAAUAAAUUAAACUGGUCAAACGCCUCAGAGACGUCAUCAGACAUUAAAUCACAUAGUGCAGACAAAGCUGCCAAAUUCAAUGAAAAGGAGCAUAGGAUAGAGGGUCAUGGAAAUGACACAAAUCGUAGCUCGGAAAGAAUAGACUGGCAAUGGGGUAGCAGUGUAAACCUGAAACCUCACAUGAUGAAGCAGCAGCUAGCGUCUCAGUCCAGUAUCCAAGUGCCAGAGAUUAGAGUAACAGUGGAGCCUGACAGACCAGACAAAAAUCCAGAUGCAGGGGUCAAACAAAGAGAGAAGCACACUGAAGAGUUCCAGUGGCCGCAAAGGAGUGAGACGCUGUCACAGUUUCCAGUGGAAAAACUACCACCCAAAAAGAAACGGUUGAGAUUAGCGGAGAUGGAAUGUUCUUCUGGCGAGUCCAGUUUUGAAUCUGCUUGCACAAGUCUCUCCAGAAGUCCUAGUCAGGAUAGCAAUUUAUCUCACAGUUCAAGCUUCUCCCAGUCACUCGACAGAGAGGAGAUCCUUAAUAUCGCAUCUCAAAACAAUACAGAUGAGUUUAAUAAGCCAUUGGAGUUCUUAUCAGUUCCACCGAUUUCCCAGAGUCAUCACAAAGAAAUGCGACGGUCUGCAUCAGAGCAAGCACCCUAUAACUUUCCUAUAGAGGUUUCGGAGUUUAGAAGCAAGUCAUUCGACUUUGGAAGUCUGUCUCCAUCAUCUACAUUUAGACAGGAGGAUGUUAAAGAACGUAGAAGGGGCUUCUUAGUUAGACAGACAUCUUUAAGUGGCGAACCCGAUGCUUGCUCUACAAGCAAACAAUUUUCAGUUGAGGGAUCCAUUGAAGAAAUGAGAUGUUCUUUAACUUCAGGUCCCCCAUUUCAGCAGCAUAAACAAAUCUCAUCUGAUAAGCAUUACACCAAACCCAAUGUUUGUCUCGACAUUGAUAGUGUAACGCGUCUAAUUAAGAAGGAACCUGAAGAUUUCCAGGCAGCUGAUACUUAUAUCAGCUUAAGGAACCCACAGGAAGAUUGUUCACAGAGCUUGGGCAAUGUUUUGACCACAAUAGCAGUACUUUCACAAGCUCAACAAGCAUUAGCCAGUCAAAGGAUGUCCAGUUUACUGGUUCCUGUGCGAAUUCAGAUGCAAGUGCCAUCCUAUGGAAGCGUAACAUACACAAGUAUAUCUCAUAUUCUGGAUUCUCAAACACAAAAUCCUAUCUUGUGUGUAGAAAGCAAGAAAUCCAUCUGUGAGAGUUUCACUGGUAUCAAUAACACAGCAUGUGAACCAUCUCAAAUUUCAAGGCAAGCCAGGGGACAACUGCGCAGCCCACAGGCAUCACCGGCAAAGCUUAAUACAGGUAUCCCUUUGUCGUUAACAUCUAAAACCAUCUCGACCACUGAGGCCCCUAGUGGCAGCGCAAACAAGCGCAUGCUUUCUCCUGCGAGUAGCAUUGAGCUCUUCAUCGAAGCAAAGCAACAAAAACGAGUUAAAGAUGAGAACAUUUACGGACAGAUUGUGAAAGAGCUAGGUGCUGUGGAGUUAGGAAAUCUUAAAAGUGAAAAAGAAUGUCCCAAGAACAUUUUUGAAUCUGCAAAUAUCCAGGAGCCCACAGAGGAGGUAGAUAUGGAUGAGGUCAACUUAGAUUCAUACCCCAAUGCAAAGUUACAGUCACCUGCCAGUAAUCCUCAAGAUGCUGCUAUGAUGGAAUGCAAACCAACAGCAGAUCGCACGAUGGUUACUCGAUAUACUGCCUUAGGUGCUAUGCCCACUGAGAUCACUGGUGCUUUACUAUUCUCCAAGUUUCCAGGGCUUCAUACUACUACUUGUGUAAGCUGGUGCUAUCUUAACUCAACUAAGCCAAAUAGCACCCAAACAGCCACCCAGUUUUCAGAGUAUGCCUCGUGGUUCAUGAGAUGCCAUAACCCCAACCCACCCAGUCUUAACACGGGGAUGGUUCUUGCUCUUCUCCGAUCCAAACAAAGGAGGCAAGAUGUGGUUUAUACGAUCGCUACCAUGUAUCAACCUGGAUUACUUGUUACCUCCACUCCAUGGAGACAAAAACAAGAACAACUAACUCUGGAAUACAAUGAGGAAGAGAAAAAACAUGACGUAAGACUGAAAGACAUUGGCCAGAGAUGCAAAUCCUUACGAGAGGACGUUGCAUUGUCUGUACGUCAACCAGAACCAACGCGUGUAAGGAUUUUCGAAGGAGGCUAUAAGUCCAAUGAGGACUAUGUGUAUGUGAGGGGCCGUGGCAGGGGAAAGUAUAUUUGUGAAGAGUGUGGUAUUCGUUGUAAGAAGCCGAGCAUGCUCAAGAAACACAUCCGAACUCACACCGAUGUGAGACCUUAUGCCUGCAAGUGCUGCAAUUUUGCCUUUAAAACUAAAGGGAAUCUUACCAAGCAUAUGAAGUCAAAGUCUCAUAUGAAAAAAUGCCUCGAACUGGGAGUUUCACCCACUGCUAUUGACAGUACAGAGGAUGCAGAUGACCUCCAGAAGUCCCCAGAUAUCAGGACAGCAGAAACACCCAUUAAACAUCAAUUCUCAGAUGUGGAGGACUCUGAUGGUGUCGACGAGGAUGGGGAUGAGCCAGAAGAUGAGGAAGACGAUGAAUGCGAUGGUGAUUCUACACCAAAAACGCUGUCCAGAAGCACAAGUCCUCAGCCCUAUGCAGUCAACAAGCCAUUUUUCUCCAGCCGUAUCACUAAACCAUAUCACGACACAAGCCUCAAUCCAUCGAAGGAACAGCUUGAAAUUUCAUCCCCGGGUACUGAGGAUGAUUUCACUUAUUCAGAGCUCUGCUCACCUCAACUGUUGUCACCUUGUUGGGACUCACCUCGCCCGAGGUACACAUGCCCUAGAGGAGACGUGUCACCCCUGGGCCAUUUGUUGUCAAGCCGUGAUUCGUCUCCCCUGAGGGCUGUUUCUCCGAGGAGAGAUCUGAGUAUCAGAGGGGAUUUCUCACCUAUUCAGCAGCUCUCACUUGUAAGACCUGCAAGUUCUGACUCAAUAGGACGAGCACAGUCUCCAAUGGGUCGACAAAAAGGGGUUCUCAGGGCAGCGUCCCCACGCAGGGGCUCUUACCAGCACCGGGCCCACGUGGAUCAGGGAAGGAGUGUCAGAUUUCAGACUUCGCCCCAUAGACCAGUUUUUGAAGUACUCUCGGAUAUGGGAAUGGAUCAAGUAGAUGCUCCUCUGUAUGUUCCUGUCGGCCUAUGCAGCUCUAAAGAUCCAUCUACCAGACUGCAGCCAGACAUCCUCAGCCAUUUACCUUUGCACUCUCAAGGGCAGGUGCCAACACCUGUUCCAAUGAUCCCUAUCGGGGGAUUAAGGAUGCCCUCCACAUCUUCACCUGGUGCUGCUGGGGAGAGAAAUUUCCUCCCGUCAAUUCCAAAAGGGAACAUAUCAGAAAGUUCUUGCAACACCUCAGCCCCCAUCCCAGAUCCUGGAUUAGCCCACGGUGGGGAGAUGCCUCACACCAGCCUUCCCCACAAAGAUGAUAGAAAGGAAGAGAGUGUCCAGAUCUGUGCAAAAGCUAUUGCGUCCCUCCGAAUAACAUCUGAUGAUGCAACUGAUAAAACCCCUAAAAGUUGAUUUUUAAUUCACAUUUGAAAGCGAAGCUGAAUUUAAGCUUUGGCCAGGAACAUCACGCAGUAUGCAAAUGUAGAUGUAAACGCUUGGCCAACUCAUUGCAAGUGUGCAGUUCUAUUGAACAAACCUGACUUUGCAUUUUCUGGUGGUCAGCAACCUCAGUUCUCUACUGUACCUUUAAAUGUCUGUGCCAUGAAACUCAAUGUGUUAUUCAGGUAAUUUGCUACAAACAAUCUCUCCUUUACCGUGAUUAUUGAUUAUUCCACCUGAAAGAUACCACAGGACCAUAACAACAGAAACCGACAGCUAAUCUCUGCUAAAGAGCCUUUUGUGACAAUGCAUACUUGCGUGUCAUUAUGAAUCGUGGCCUUAAGUGUCAAGUGGUCGAAGUUUGACCGGUCAUCAGUAAGUCCCUGCAGGCAGAUGCCAUAAAUACACCAUUGUGGGGCAAAAUUGAGAUGAAAGGUAGUGUAAAAAGCUUUUUUAAUGCAAUGCAAUUCAGUGUGUUUAGCCAGAAACAUCUGUAUUUAUGUAUGAACUUAAGGGUAUUAUGUUUUACCAUCUGACCAUGCAUCUUUGGAGUUUGGUAAUGCAGUAUCCAGUAAUGCACAGAUUAUGCACAGGAUCUGACAAUAAUCACAUAAUAUUACAUAUUAUAAAUAAGAUGCGACUUUAACAGGACAUUUAAAGCAUUUUCCAGCAGGAAUUACAGAAACAUACGAUACAUUCAUACAGAUGUCAUUCAUCUUCAUUGACUUCUGCUUGUGCCUUUUAAGAAUAUGUCUGCAUAUCCCCUCAAUGAGAUACGGUCAUUAGCGGUUUCUGCACUUAAUAGUGGUGGUUAUUUAGUUGAGCUAAUAUGAGAUAUUGUGAUUGCUUUAAAGAUUGCACUUACCUGUAUGCUAAAGUUUGCAUAUUGCAUUAAGAUGUGCUAUAAUGUUGCCUUUGAUGCUGUUGUAUAUUAUCGCUGGCACCUUUUUAACUUAAUUGCAUUCAGAGUUAUUAACUGAAACUCUUUUGUUUAAUUCUCCUUCACCUUAUAGUAUUUUUCUAAAUGUAUCAUACCUCGUUUCUUUAUUUAAUCUUUAGAUUUUUCAGCGCUUAUGUAACAAAAUGCCAUUACAAGCCAUUUAUAAUAAUUUAAUCGGAUAUCAUAUUAUUAUUAUUAUGUAAGAAGUGGUACGUAUUAUGUAUUAAGAUGACUAUUUGAAGCACUUUCUAGCAAGCUGAUAGCCUGAAUGUCAUGUCAUCAGUAUUGGAGCUACAUGUUGAAGAUAAGAUAUUUUAGGAUUGAGGUUUUUUGAUUGAUAUGAUCAUAUGGCACAACAUUCCAGUGUUAAAUCAAUUAUUUGUGCACACAUACAUGCGUGAUCGUACAUGCACAUACACAUAAAACUACUAUCAUGUACUGUAAUUGCUUUUGAGGAGUGUUGAAGUGAGCAAAUAUGAUUGGUCUAUUUGAAGGGAUUUAUGCUUUUUUGUGUUUAUCUUGAUAUCAGAUGAAAGGGUUGUGUCUGAUAUAUAUUUGACUGUUUGAAUGUAUGAAUCGACUAUACGUCAUAUUAAAUGUCUUUGAGGAGAUAUAAUUUCUAUCUCAUUUUAAACAUAUUGAUAUAUGAAGUAGCAAUCGGUGCAGAGAAGCUUGUAACACAGUAAGGUUGUCUAAGUUAACAUUGUGUUACAAAUGCACUCUAAAAAAUCUUUUUGCACUUACAUUUUUAAGUUUAAUCAACUUUACAAGUCGUUUUAACUGUAUUGACUUGUGAUGAGUUGCUGUAACUUAUAAAAGUAAGUUGAUAUAACUAAAGCAAAUUUAACUUGAUUCAACUCAUCACUUGUAAUGACUUGUUAAUCCUAGUUGAUUAAACUUUAAAAAGUGCAAAAUUAUAUUGUUAUGAACAAUACUUGUACAGCAUCUUUUAAUCUUGGUUAUGUAACCUUAACUGAAACUUAAAUAAACAUGAAUGAACAUAAACCAAGAUUAACGAAAGUUGUGUAAGUGUUUAGUUCAGUGUUAUUUCAGGAGACCUAUAAUGCAUAUGUUAACGGAUUAUUGAACCUGUUUGUAAAGUGUUAGCGGCGACUCAUUUCAGUUUAUAUUAUUUAUAUUAAAGUCUGAGUGUUACAAACAUUAAGAUGGUGAAGUUACUGUAGUGAAACAGACUUUAUAUGAAUGGACUUUCAUGUUUACAGUAUUACAUAGCUUAUUAAAGACUUUGAGGUAACUUAUUUUAAAUCGAUGGUAUUUAGUAGUUGUGUUAUUUAUCUUACAGACUGGCACAUGCUUAUCGUCUAUAGAAAUUCAUGAAGAUUUCUUUCUUUCUUUGCCCAUAAAGGCAGCUGAUUUCUCCUUAUUUGUUUGUUUUUGAUUUACUCUGAUUAAAAGAUGUCCUUUAGAAAAUAUGAUAUUAAAGUUCUAUCUAUUGAAAAGA